AUGGCUCAUUUGUUAGGUAGUCAGGACUGUAUCGACAGUCUUCGCAGAGAUCUUAUUGAUUUACAGGGAGCGCUUCUGGACGUAUUUUCCAAGACUGGACCAGUCCGUUUUCCAUCGUGGAAGUUUCCCGAUAAACUAUCAUGUAACCUGGACUUGGUGAGGCUUUUAGAAGAGUAUGAUUAUGUGGAUGGCGAUGAAGAAUUCAGUCAGCACUCGCAUAUAGUCCUGCAAGAGUUGCUGAUUGACAGAUUAAUGCUUCUUCUCCAGAGUUUUAACAUUCACGCUGAGCUGUGGCUUGAAAAUCAGAACGCUUCAUCCUCUGAACAGAAUGAAAUCUCUGUUUCCAUCGGCCCUGUGGUCAAACACUACUGGAGGAACCUUCUUCAGCUCAGCAGUCAACAAACACAAGAGAGAAAAAGUAAUGGACAGCCACCUCCAACUCAUUCCGGAACAGCAGCGAAAACUCCUUCCAUGACCAGCAUCCGUGAAACCAGCACAAAUAGCUCAGCUUCAACUCCCCAACACGAGAGAGUGUCCGCCGCAGGCUCCUGCGUGUCUGCUCACACCGUAGGCUGUCAGACCGUAGAGUCCGCCCUGCUGCCCUGUGAGGCCUGCGCUUGCGUUCAGGCGGUCAUGAAGGAGAGCAGUGACGCUCUAGUGUCUUUGUGCCAGUCUCUGGGUUUGCCUUGCUCCAUGCAGGGCUUCCUGGAAGCUGUGGAGGAAACGCAGCAGCUGGGCCGCUUGUCUGCGUGUGAUAUUUCCCAAUGGGCAAGUGAGCAGCGUAGAGAUUUGAGCCGCGUGGGAAAACACGUCCUCGAGGUGAGAGAGCCGCUGAAAAAGAAGCUGAAAGAGACAGAGAGUGAGAGAGAGAGGCUGAGAAAACAGCUGUCAGAGAUGGCCAAAAGAGAGAAGGAGGAUAGGAGGAAGACGGAGGAGGAGUGGGAGCGCAGAAUGCAGGAGGUGAAAUCCAAGGGAGAGGAAGCAGAAAGGAGGCUGAAAGAGGAGAAGGAGGAUUUAAAGAAAGGCGUGACAUUGUUAGCAGACCGAAAUUCUGAACUCAUGGCAGAAGUGAAUUCGCAAACAGAAGUAAAACAGAGUCUUGAAUUUGAGAGGAGUGCACUACAGGAGGAAGUUCAUCGUCUGCUUUCACUAGAGACCGCGUUAAGAGAGGAAGAGGAGAGCAGGCAAAACCUGGAGAAGGAGCUCAGAAGUACACAGACUCUGUUGAGCAAAGAGAGUGCCAAGAGCCACAGUCUUCAACGCCAACAUGAGGCGCUUCAAGUGAAACAGGCAGCUCUGCGUAAGCAUCUGGACGUGCUGGUUCAGCAGACUGAAGAUCUGCAUAGCAGUCUGGAAGAAUGUGAGGAUGAAAAAAACGAUCUUGCCAACAAACUCACACAGAUCAUUCAAGAAAAAGAUGCACUUCAGGAGCAACUUACACAGCAGCAGUCCCAGUGUAGUUUGCUGAGUACUGAGAAACAGAAGAAGCAGACACAGAUCACAGAACUGGAGGAGAGAGCGUCUCGACUGAAAGAGAUGCUUGAAGACGCCACCCAGAGAGAGAGGUUACUGGUGGCCUUUCCUGAGCUCAACCCACAAGCAGCACCCCAGACUACAGGUGAUGUGAUGUGUGAUAUGGAGCAGCAGCUGAAGGCAAACUCAUUGAGGAUCAGGAUCCUGCAGCAGGAGAACAGCACCCUGAGUAACAGUCUAGAAAGACUGAGGGACCACGAGAAGAAACAAAGGUCUUCAGAUUCUGGGAUAACUGAGAUGGACAGAAGCGGUGAAGCUCCAGCGAUGGGAACCUCAGACAACUCUAGCACCCCUUCAACAGCCUGCUCUCGCUCCUCCCCUUCAUCCGCUCUUCAUCACCAGACUCUCCACCUCUCUCUGCAUCAAGAUGUGGAAGAAAGGUACAUGAAUAUCCGCAGCACUACUCGCAGCCGGUCUGCAGGCACACGUCGCAGAAGGAAAUGAGGUCGCUUAGGGAACAUAUCGGUCCGAAGAUUUAGACAUUCUUCUGACUUAUGUGUUUUAUUGGACAGCACGCAUUUGAAUGUAUAAACAUCUCUAAAGCCAAGCGUCUUCUGGAUUAUAGCGGACACAAUGCUGUUAUCAAAAGUCCCGGACAACUUAAUGCUAAAAAAUCUGACACGUGCACAUUUGUACAUUUAGACACUAAAAAAAGGAUAUUAGAAGCCCUACCAAUAAAAAAAUAAAAAAACAUUGAACUUUAAAUUGAUUUCAUUUUUUAUUUUCUUCAUGAAUCGCUAACCUCUAAACCUUAUGACAUUUACUCAGUUCUGUGUGACACCUGUGUGCCUUGAGCAUUAG
Puntigrus tetrazona (Sumatra barb) is the source of this 2334-nucleotide messenger RNA. RefSeq names its product coiled-coil domain containing 157 (gene ccdc157). Bases 1 to 1977 code for a protein of 658 amino acids. The transcript is spliced from 9 exons. Lineage: Eukaryota; Metazoa; Chordata; Actinopteri; Cypriniformes; Cyprinidae. The record is from RefSeq and is a predicted model, not a curated record.